GCGCAGAAGAGAGACAGCGGACUUUGCAGACGCAAAAGUGUGGAUGUUUUCUGGGAGAAGAGGGCAUGAGGGAGCCUUGUGGGUGCGUUUCCAGCCAUUCGGUGAUCCCACGUCACGCCUAAAAGCAGGAGAAGAAAGCCGGUGGAAUAUUUGAAUCAGUGUUUUCCCUCCGUGCUGACUGACAGAGCCGCGCCAACAUGAUCGGGGCUUCAAGUCUUUAUUUCUCUCUCGCUGCGGCUGUGCUGUUGGUGUGUGUGUCCUGCUUCAAUGUCGACCAGAAGAACAAAAUGUCCUUUGAGGGCCCGCUGGAGGACAUGUUUGGUUACACCGUGCAGCAGUUUGAAAACAGCGAAGGCAAAUGGGUUCUAAUUGGAUCGCCGCUGUCAGGCCAGCCGGCGAAACGAACAGGCGACGUCUACAAGUGUCCUGUGGGCAGAGGGGGGAACACAUGCGUCAAACUGGAGCUGCCAGAAAACACCACUGUUCCCAACUUACAUGAAGUCAAGGAGAACAUGACCAUGGGAACCACGCUCGUGACCAAUCCCAGCGGCGGAUUCUUGGCCUGCGGUCCCCAGUACGGCUACAUGUGUGGUCAACAACAAUACAUCUCGGGGGUUUGUGCCAACGUCAGCUCGUCCUUCCAGGUCCUCAACUCGGUGGCGCCAGGCGUGCAAGACUGUGCAAAGGAGCUGGACAUUGUGAUCGUCCUGGACGGAUCCAACAGCAUUUAUCCCUGGACCAGCAUCAUCGACUUUCUCAUCCGCUUCAUUGAGAAUAUUCAGAUUGGACCUAACCUCUCACAGGUGGGCAUCGUGUCCUACGGAGAGACCGUCACCCACCGUGUCAAUCUGAGCCAGUUCGACAACACCCCCGCUCUGCUGGACUUCGUCAAGGAGCUUCCUCAGCAGACCGGCUUCAAAACAAUGACUUUCUUGGGCAUUGACACUGCCAGGACGGAAGCCUUCAUGCCGGAGCGAGGAGCACGGCCCGGUGUGAAGAAAGUGAUGGUGAUCGUGACGGACGGCGAGUCACAUGACUCCCAUAACCUCAAAUCGGUCAUUGGCGACUGCGAGGAGGAUGGCAUCGAGAGGUUUGGCAUCGCUGUUUUGGGAGACUAUAACCGACAGAACAAGACUGCUGAAGAAAUGCAGAAGUUUAUAAAUGAGAUUGCGUCCAUUUCCAGUCAGCCUUUACGAGAUCAUUUCUUCAACGUGUCAGACGAGGUGGCGCUGUUAACAAUCGUGGAUGCGCUGGGAAGCAAGAUUUUUGCCCUGGAAGCCACGACUGGGAAUUUCACCUCCUCCUUUGACAUGGAAAUGUCCCAAGCUGGUUUUAGUGUCCAUGCUUUCAAAGAUGGCAUGCUGCUGGGAGCUGUGGGAGCGUACGACUGGAAUGGAACUGUCAUAAUGCACACCGAUGGGGGAACAAUCUAUCCAGAGAAGAACCACUUCUUCAACCCCAAAACUGAAGCCGGGUACGAAAGACUGGCUGGUUAUUUAGGUUAUGACGUCCAAUCGGCGUCCACCCCCGAUGGCGUGCUGUACAUCACGGGGGCGCCACGUUACAACCACACGGGUCGUGUUGUUAUCUAUCGGCUGGAGGACAAAGACGUUGUUGUCUCGCAGACGUUGAGAGGAGAGCAAAUCGGGUCGUACUUUGGCAGCGUCUUACAGACUCUCGAUGUGGAUGGCGACUCUUACACCGAUCUCCUCCUGGUUGGCGCUCCGAUGUACAUGGGCUCGGAAAGAGACGAGCAGGGCCUGGUUUACGUCUACAAGCUUAAGCAGGAUGGCCAGUUUGAGUACGAGUUCACGUUAAAGCCCAUCAACCAGUCGUGCUGCACUGCCCACUCGUCCAGCUGCACCCACAAAAACGAGCCGUGCGGGGCCCGCUUCGGUACGGCCAUCGCGGCCGUAUUGGAUCUCAACCUCGACGGCUUCAACGACGUGGCCAUAGGCGCGCCCUUUGAGAAUGACCACAAGGGCGGAGUCUACAUCUAUCACGGGGACAAGAGGUCACUGAAGGAAAAGUUUGUGCAGCACAUCCCAGCAGGGGGGGAGGACGACAAGAUGAAGUUCUUUGGUCAGUCCAUACAUGGAGUCAUGGAUCUGAAUGGAGACGGAAUCACCGAUGUUACUAUAGGGGGUCUUGGAGGGGCCUCGCUGUUCUGGUCCAGAGAUGUUGCAGAGCUCCGAGCCAACAUGACUUUUAACCCUGCAAAGAUCAACCUCCAGCAAGCCCAGUUUCAAUGUGAGCACUCCGGACGCAAGUCUGUGUGCGUGACGACAGAAGUGUGUUUUGUCUACAGUAUCAAAUCGGACACGCAGGACCCGAAGCCCAAAGCAGUGAUUCGCUACGAUCUGACUCUGGAUGCUCUGCGCGCAAAAGCCAGGGCUUCUUUUAUCGGCAAGGACGACAAAAGUGAUCGAAAAAUUAGCCGAAAUUACACCAUGCAGGACAAAAAGCGAGUGUGCGUGAAUGAGACGUUCAUGAUGUCGGCCAGACUGGACUUCCGAGACCCUCUCAUGGUGUCAUUGGACUUUGGACUGGAUGAGGAAGACCGAGGCCCGGUCCUGGAUAAAAGCCUGCCCACGUCCAUUAACAAGACGAUUCCCUUAGUGGACUGUGGGAGUCAUCAGAAGUGCAUCGCUGACCUCUUUCUUCAAGCAGAGCCUAGUGUAAAAAGCAUGGUGAUCCAAGCCAAGAAGGACAAAAUUGACGUGAACAUCCAAGUGAGAAACAGCAAAGAUAACGCCUACAACACCAAGGUGGUUGUCAGCUUCACGCCCAACAUCAACUAUGUCAAAGUUGAGCCGGAGAAGGAUUGCACCCUUAAUCACACAAAAGUGGAGUGUGCGGUGGGAUACCCCUUCCUGGGAAGCAAUGUGGAGGAAACUUUUAAAGUCAAAUUUGAGGUGAAUCCUAAUCACAUUCAUCACAACAUCCAAAUCAACGUGACGGCCACAAGCGACAGUGACGAGCUGCCCUCCACGCUCCAUGACAACACGGUGCUCAUAACCAUCCCUGUGAAGUAUGAGGCUGGCCUCAUAUUUUCUGUGCGACCUGCAGAUGAACACGUGGUGGUGAAAGAGGGCGAGCAGUACUCCAGUGUUUUCAACGACACCUGGAUGAUCGGCGAGGAGGUCAACAUCAGCUAUACGGUGGAGAAGGCAGGUGAUAUGGUGACACCGCCGCUUGACCUCACGGUGACCUACCCUCAGCUGUCCCCGCGUAAUAAUUACCUACUGUACCUGACACACAUCGUCACCAGCCCGAAGGUGAAAUGCGACGCCGCUGGUUUGAUCAACCCUCUCAACCUCAACCCAGAUGUUGUAAAACCAAACCCAAACAAAGAAACGCUAGGCAUCUUCCUCUUGAGCUGUGAAAACCUUCCCUGUACAUCGUUCAAAUGCUUCAUCCCAGAAGCCAAGGUUAGCCAGGUCAACGUUACGUUCCGAGUGUGGAAGCCGACGUUCAUCAAGGCUGACUUUUCUAGUCUGUACAUGCUGGUGAACACCACUCUGGGGAGCAGGAACACAGAUCUGUUUGUGCUGAGCAGUAGUGACAGCACCAGAAGUGUGAAGAUCCAAGUUACCAAGGAGAGCUUAGGAGGAAUUCCUAUAUGGAUCAUCAUCCUCAGCAUCCUGAUAGGCCUCCUGAUCUUAGCCCUGGUCAUCUUUGCUCUUUGGAAGAUGGGCUUCUUUAAGAGAAAAUCCAGAGAGUUCUCCAAGGAGGACAUGAUGGAUUGAGGCAUCCACACAACAGGAAGUGACUCCUUGAGUCACAUAUAAAAAUGGCAGACUUAAAAAAAAAUAUCAAUGACUACCUGGAGUGCACAAAGCCAUCGUCUCACUCACACACAAACACAAACAGGAACAAACCGUAUUGUCCCAGUCUUUUUUUUUUUUUUUAGUCCUUUUUUUUUAGACACCAAAUGCAAUCAAGGCUUCAGAUGAGGCGGAGCCUGUCACUGACACACAUGCCAAAGUUGUGCAUUUUGACUAUUGCACUUCCAUUUUUCAUGGACUUUUUUUUUUAAUGCACUUUUUGUUAAGAAGAUCCAAAGUGGCCACGCUCAAGCAAGACUUAAGACACAGCUGCAUCACUUGUAUGGACACACUGUAUGUAUUUUUGAGCAUUGUUGAUGCUUGAUCCGGGUCGCUUCAAAACACUGACUUGAACUUUUAUUUUGAAAGAAAAACGGUCUUGUUCCUCCUUGCCUUUAAACCCAAACCUCCGAUUGUACUGUAAAUAUGAGUGCUCCCACACUUAAAGCUUAAAAAUGUACAUAAAUGUUGUUUUUUGCUGCAAUAAUUCAUGUAAUUUAAUAGUUGCCGCCCACAUGCCUUAUAUUUUGGUGCUCAGGUGUUGAUACCAAGUACAACUUAUGCAAGUAUGUAAAUAUGACACAUGGUCUUAUUUUGAUUAGAAAAUGAAAUUAUAGCGAAUGAAAAUAUUUGGGUUUGUAUCCACUUUUUGGUUGCAUUUUUCAUCCAAUGACGCGGUACCUUUGAAAAGUGCAUACUUCCAGGUUGUUUUUAUUUGAAGAGCUUUGCAGUGUGUUCCAAAGAGAUUAUUUUGUACAAGGUGACUUUUAAUGCAAGUUUAAUGCUCUCCACUUUUAAGCACAACUAGUUUGUACAGAAAGUCAUUUAAAGUUAUUAUAUGGCUACAAUGUGUCCAUUAGUUUGUUCGCUUUCAUAAAUAGGAUUAAAAAUGUGGUCUGGAAUCACUUUAUUUUUUUUUUAAAGGAUAAUAAAGUGAGAAAGCUAUUCAUUCUUCAGCACUCCUGUCAAGUCUUCACUGUGAUGCACGCAAAUAAACUGAAUCGGCUU
This is a messenger RNA of Entelurus aequoreus (snake pipefish), 4835 nucleotides long. RefSeq names its product integrin, alpha 1 (gene itga1). Gene Ontology annotation, molecular function: integrin binding. The transcript has 30 exons. Gene Ontology annotation, cellular component: external side of plasma membrane; integrin complex. NCBI's taxonomy places the organism in Eukaryota, Metazoa, Chordata, Actinopteri, Syngnathiformes, Syngnathidae. Bases 198 to 3749 code for a protein of 1183 amino acids. Gene Ontology annotation, biological process: cell adhesion mediated by integrin; integrin-mediated signaling pathway; cell-cell adhesion. The record is from RefSeq and is a predicted model, not a curated record.